Messenger RNA from Purpureocillium takamizusanense, 2426 nucleotides. RefSeq lists its product as uncharacterized. The record is from RefSeq and is a predicted model, not a curated record. Bases 216 to 2126 code for a protein of 636 amino acids. Lineage: Eukaryota; Fungi; Ascomycota; Sordariomycetes; Hypocreales; Ophiocordycipitaceae. The transcript has a single exon.
AAACGACACGCGGCAGGCAGCUCUGCAACGCAAUCCUCUGCGGAUGGGAUGCUGCCGUGCCAUAAAGAGCGCGGCCGGUGCUCGGCUUCGGAUUCUCGACGGCACGGCUCGAGGCUGGAGAGUGAAGACUGCGAGAGCCAGGGCAACAACAGCAGCGCGCAAUCGCAUUCAUUAGACAGCCAAGCGCCCUCGCAUCUACGUCGUCUUGCCUCGGCAUGGACGAGAAGCAUCAGCCCCCGCGACGGCCCGCUCGGCCCCCAUGGCCCGCUCGACUGGCGGCGAGGAGGCUCGUCCAGGCCGGCGCCGUCGCCCUCGCCGUCUGCUGGCUCGCGUUCCACCUCGUCUCGGGCGUCGUGCCGCAAUGCCUCGCGAAGCGGCACGACGGCGGCGGCGACGGCGGCCUGCUGCUCUCGUACCCGGGCGAGCGCAUCAAGUGGCGGCCGUGCGGGACGGUGCGCGGGCGCGGCCUCGAGUGCAGCGCCAUCGACGUGCCCAUGGACCAGUUCAACAGCAGCAACAACGAGGGCGGCAAGAGCUUCCACAUCCCGCUGGUGCGGCUGCGCGGGCGCAACAACGCGACGCGCAACCUCGUCAUGAACCCGGGGGGGCCCGGCGGGUCCGGGUUCGCGCUCAUGUACGGGGACGGGCCGGAGCUCAGCGCGCUCGUCGACGAGCGCUUCCACAUCCUGUCGUUUGACCCGCGGGGGGUCAACUCGUCGCGCCCGCUCGCCAGCUGCUACCCGGACCAGGCGACGCGCGAGGCCAUGGCCAACCCCAACGACGGCGACGACGCGGCGCGCGAGAGCCCCCGGCGCUACGCCUGGACGACAAACUACGUGCGCGCGUGCGCCGACGCCAUGGGCGAGCACGGCCGCUACGUCAACACGCCGCAGACGGCCGCCGACAUGAACUCGAUCCUCGACGCCGUGGGCCAGCGCGACAUGGUCUACUGGGGGCUGAGCUACGGCAGCCUGCUGGGGCAGACGUACGCGCAGCUGUUCCCCGAGCGGUGCGCGCGCGUCAUCGUCGACGGCGUGGCCGAUUUGUUUGAGUGGUACGAGGCGCCGCUGCUGCUGGCCGACUUUACCGACUCGCAGCGCGUGCUCGACGGCUUCUUUGACGAGUGCGUCAAGGCGGGCGCCCGGUGCGCGCUGUCGCCGCUGGCCGGCGGUAGCGGCGGGGGCUCCGGGUCCGGGUCCGGGUCCGGGUCCGGGUCCGGGUCCGGGUCCAACCCCCACUCCGGGUUCGAAUCCGGGCCUGCCCCCGCAGCCGUCGCGCUCCGGGCCAAGGUCAUGGCCUUCCUCGAGCGCCUCAGGACCGACCCCCUCCCCGUCUACGUCAACGCCUCCACGUACGGCGUGCUCGACCACAAGGCCAUGUGGCUGUCGGGCGUGUGGCGGCACAUGUACGCGCCGAGCGGGUGGGCGCAGCUGGCGGACCGGCUCGCGGCCAUGAUGACGUCGCCGACGACGCCGGCCGACAACGCGACCGAGGCGUUCCUCGCCUACGGGCGCGGCGAGCCGCCGGCGUUCCGGCCCGUGGGCGAGGCCACCGACCUGGUCGAGCUCAACGACGGGCGCGUCGGGCCCGCGCACUUUGGCGCCGUGCGCGGGCGCGAGGCCCUCAACGCCGUACUGCUGCCCUUUUACGCGACGCACGCCUUUGCCGUCUCGCACAACCGCAUCAACCACGCGCGCCAGCAGUGGCCGCUGCCGCGCACGCACGCCUUCCGCCCGCAACGCCGCACCCGCAUCCGCACCGCCCACCCGCUGCUCGUGCUGUCCACCACGUACGACCCCGUCUGCCCGCUGCGCUCCGCCCGGGUCGCGCGCGACGCCUUUGACGGCGCCCGCCUCGUCGAGGUCCGCGCCUACGGCCACUGCUCGCUGGCCAUGCCGUCGCGCUGCGCCGUGAACCACGUGCGCGCGUACCUCUUCGACGGCACGCUGCCCGCCGAGGACGUGCGCUGCGACCCCGACGGACGGUACUUUGAGCGGCCCGAGGAGGUGGUGGCCGGGGGGGUUCAUGCGAGGAGAGGCGGCGGCGGCGGCGGCGGGGAGGCGGAUGUGCGAGCGGCGCAGCUGGCGCUCGCGAGGAGCUCGACGUGGGCUCGCUGGCGGUGGUGAUAAACCCCGAUGCGGGGCGCGCUGAAGAAUCCAUAGACGGAGGUGUCUAUCGUCGGCUUCGGCAUUUCUGCAGGUCGAGAUGGUAUGGCACCAUGAUGCAUGGCGACGGGCGCGUAUCCAUGACGUGUUCCGGGCUGCCGCUCUAAACAGACACACGGGGACGGACAGGAAGGAAUGAAGCGAGGGCGUAGUAUGACUAUUGGAUAACUAUAUCCCGAUUACCAAGAUUAGUCUUCCAACUCUAUACAAGCACGCACUCUCUUAGUCAUAGGCAUGCUUUGCGUCGCGGAUAAACUUGGG